Schistosoma turkestanicum is the source of this 1047-nucleotide messenger RNA. The record is from the annotation of a GenBank genome assembly. NCBI's taxonomy places the organism in Eukaryota, Metazoa, Platyhelminthes, Trematoda, Strigeidida, Schistosomatidae.
AUGGUAUAUAUUUUUUUAAUUACAGAUACGACUGAAACAUCUUCAGAUAUAAAGUAUCCAGUGGACUCUUCGUUGUCGCCUGAUUUAUCUGAAAUAAGUUCAUAUGGAUUACAGUUUACAUAUGUGGAUGAACAUAAUAAUCCAGUUCAGUUUCAACAAAACGCACAUCAUCGUCAGUAUAAUAUAGAUGGAGUAGAAAAUUUAUCUGGUUAUCGUAUUCGUUGUAGUUAUGAAGAUUUAAUUACUUCUGGUGUAUCCUAUCGUAUAGAUUGGAGUAGUUCAGGAUUGACAGGAAAUGAUAUAACAUACACGUAUGCUUACCUCCUUGAUCCUAAUGCGCCUAAAUUGUGUACAAAUCCUAUCGCAAGUAUAAAUUCUAUCGAUACAACCAGUCAUAGUGUUCAUACAACAAGUACGGGUAGUACUACUACUACUACCUCGUCUUCUACUACUUUCACCUUUAAGCCCAUAUCAAAAGUUGAUAGUGCAACUAAUCUAGAGACUGGGAUGAAACGAUGUAAAUCUCAAGAAUCUGUUUCAUCUAAUUGUCUGACAAAUAAAUCAAGUCGAAACUGUACAAAUUCUAUAAUUCCUGAAUCAACAAUUCAACCAAAAUCUCCUACUAAAUCACAUUCAAUUUUAACUCGUCAAUUAAGUUUGUCAAGUACAUCUGAAAUGCUUUUACUAAAUCGUGAUCUAAUCAAUUAUAAUUCACAGACUUCUAGUGAACCUUUAAAUCCACACACCAGUAUCACUAAAAAUUGUUCCAAUCCUAUCAGUGUUGAUCUUCAAACAACACAUCAAAUAUCGUCCGCAUCAUUAUCCACACCUCUUAUUAUUCCGGGUAAUUCUUAUGAAAUUAUUCUUUUGGCUGAUGUUCGUGAAAAUUUCGGAUCAAACAAAGUAAGACAAAUGCUUCCAAUGGUAUUUCAAAAAUUUAAUAUUAAAUGUGAAUCAAGAGCAUUACCAGUUGGAGAUUUUCUAUGGAUUGCACGAUGGCGUAAUGAAUCAAGUAAAUUUUGUUAUUUUUAUUCAAUUUUAUUGUAA